Emiliania huxleyi CCMP1516 is the source of this 1003-nucleotide messenger RNA. RefSeq lists its product as hypothetical. The record is from RefSeq and is a predicted model, not a curated record. Gene Ontology annotation, molecular function: protein binding. The annotation marks the transcript as partial. The transcript has 7 exons. NCBI's taxonomy places the organism in Eukaryota, Haptophyta, Isochrysidales, Noelaerhabdaceae.
CAUGUUGCUCACGCUGCCUCGCGCCACACGCUUCGCUGCGCCUCCCUGCUUGUCCCGCUCGCUCGCCACUCGCCGCCGCAGCCGCCCUCCCGUAACGAACGACGAGGCUGUGCGCGUGCUGCAGCGCCUCGCCUCGUCGCCCGCCUCGCCCGCCGCCCGGACCGGGCUGGCCGACUGCCUCGAGCGGCUCGCAGAGAACAAGCAGAGCGACCUGGCGUGGCGGCUGUACACCCGGCUCGAUGCGGCGGGCUCGGCCUCCCUCGCCAAGCCCGAGUACACCGCCUUUCUCCACGCCGUCGGCUCGAUUGGCGUCGCGCCGCUGGCCGCUCGCGCAGGCCGGAUCGAGGCGGACAUGAGGGCGGCGGGCGAGGACGACCCCCUCUGCGAGUGGCAGCUCUGCGUGCUGCUGCAGGCGGCGGCAAGCGCAGGGCCGCUCCGAGGCCGACCCGAGAUGAGCCGCUAUGGAACCAGAGCCCGCCCCGCCCUCACCGCGCUGAUGAACGCCUUUGCGCGGCGCGGAGACCUCGCGACGCUCGCGGCGCUGCAGCGGCGGGCGGACGAGGCGGGCGUCCCCCUCUACACCGAGCGAGUCAACGCGAUGCUGCUCGGCUGCCGCGAGGUUGGCGACGCGGCGGAGGCGGCGUGCCGCUCGCCGGGCGGGCCGCUGCCAGACUCGGCCACGCGCAAAGCCGCUCCUCGCCCGCCUAGUUGCUGGCGGGUCGACGCGCUGACCCGCAACUCGCUCAUCCGGCACUACUUGCGGGCGGGGCGGCCAGAGGGCGCGUUCCGCGUCUUUUCGGAGGCGCGGCGGCGGGGCCAGACGCCGCCCGCCAACCUCAAGGUGCUGGCCGCGCUGGCGGAGGGGUGCUCGGCGGCGAGCGAGGUAGCGGAGACGGAGGAGGAGGGGCGGAGGUGGAUGGGGCGCGCCCUCGAGCUGUACGCCGCGAGCGAGGCGCUCCUCGCCGCCCGCGCCGACCUGGCAGUGUGGUGGCUGCUACGUUAG